CUGUCUUCCAUGGCGGAGAAGAACAGUGAGAAUUAGAACUAACCAACGAGGGGGAAAACACAUGCAAUGAAACUUGGUAGCUGCAAUAGUGCAUUUGCAUUGAGGGGAUUUUCAAACUCUGUCUGUAUUUGGGAAUUAGGAUUGUAAUGUUUGCAGGAUAGGGAAGCUGAUCCAUUUGCGAAAAAAUGAGUACUGCACAAGUUACUGCAUGCUUUCCUGGGAUUUAUGUGAAAAAUGCAUCUCAGUUGCACCAGCUUCAUCCUAAACCAUGUGUUUUACGGAUGAGUCUUGAUCCUUGCUCUAGCAUAUCGCUGAGCCUAAGACCAGAGACUUCAUUUGGCUUGAAAUAUUGGUCAAACUCAAAAUCUCGGCAACCUCUUCAUAUUUGCUUUGCCGGUGGAGAAGGAAUGAUGCAAAAUACUGAUGAGAGUUCCCCUUGGAAAUCUCUUGAGAAAGCUAUGGAAAGAUUUAAGGGACAGUCAGAGUCGAUUGAGGAUGUGUUGCGACAACAACUUAACAAAGGAGAAUACUACGAUGGUGGGGACGGUGGAGCAAAGCCACCAGGAGGAGAAGGAGGAGGAGGUGGUGGCAGUCCGGGUGACUCUGAUGGACCAGAAGAUGGAAGCUCCGAGGAGGGAACGUUGGGUGAUAGUAUUGAGUUUAUUUUGGCAACAUUUGGCUUUAUAUUUAUGUACAUUUAUAUCCUCGCUGGCGCAGAACUCACGAAGCUAGCUAGAGACUAUAUAAAGUAUUUAUUCGGCAGAAAGCCUAGUGUUCGACUGAGGAACGCCAUGGAAGACUGGGGGGAACUCUACCAGAGCCUGACACAAAAGGUAGACGUUGACGAGUAUUGGUUGGAAAAGACUAUUCUGGAUACCCCAACGAUGUGGCACGACCCUGAUGAUUACCGAGAAGCAAUUGACAAUUACUUGAGGGAACAUCCAGAGGUUAAUGUUUAUGAUUCAGAUGAUUCAGAUGAUGAUGAUGUUAAUGAAGCUGGUGAUGAUAAAGAAGAAUCAGAUUAGAUUAUUUAUCAUCACAUAUCAUGAAAGGAUUUCUGGAAAUUGUACUAUUAUGUCUUUGUAGUGUGAUGCCCCAUUGUUUUUGGCACAAAGCAUAAUGGAGUCAGGACACAAGUUAUGAAAUAGUGUAGUUUCUUGUGGUAAGAUUAUUCAAGUUA
Molecule: messenger RNA, 1180 nt
Organism: Arachis duranensis
Lineage: Eukaryota; Viridiplantae; Streptophyta; Magnoliopsida; Fabales; Fabaceae
Exons: 5
Coding region: 186-1025 (279 amino acids)
Cellular component (GO): chloroplast
Source: RefSeq, a predicted model, not a curated record